AUGGCAGCAUCAAAACCACACGGGGAACACAAGCGAGAAAUAGUCGAGAAUGAGCACGGCGAUCACGCUGUUCACGUCGAGGGUGAUGAAUUCAAUGAGACCAUGAAGAUCGAGGGACAGACUGCUCCCACGUGGUCGAAAGAAGAAGAGGGACAAGCUCUCAGGAAGUUGGACUGGAAUCUGAUUCCCUUACUGGGCGCUCUGUACCUUGUUUCUUACAUAGAUCGAGGUAAUGUUGGAAAUGCCUACACGGCCGGCAUGGGCGAGGAAUGGGGAAUUACAUCUGAAGACUAUUCUUGGAUCGUCACAAUCCUGUACAUUGGUUACAUCUUGUUCCACUGGGUGAGUCCGCACACAUUCUCAACGGUCACUGAAUCCGCUGACGUUCUAAAGCUCAUUCUGGCAUGGACUUUCGUCCCGUUGCCACUCUGGACAGCACUCAUGGCAAUUGGUUGGGGCUCCAUGAGUAUGCUUCAGGCCGCUACCCAUAACUUUGCGGGAAUCAUGGCACUGCGCUUUCAUCGCGCUUUCAAGGGAAGGGGUGAGAAGAGAGAAGGAAAGCUCAACUUCAAGCAGGCCUUUGCUGCUUUUUACGACUACAAGAACUACUUGCAGGCAAUGAUCAUUUUCUGUCUCAACACCGCUUUCGGCUCGUUGCCAGCAUAUCUUCCUACGAUUCUCCAGGCCAUGGGAUACACUUCGCUACACGCACAAGGCUUUUCUGCCUGUCCUUAUCUGGCCGCAUACGUGGUCUGCGUCACGGCGACAUCCAAGCGUGGUGCUGGACUGGCGAUCUUCGGUAUGGUAGGUCAAUGCGGUCCGAUCUUGGGUGCUCGCUUGUUUCCCAAGACGGACCAGCCGUGGUACGCGAAGGGCAUGUGGACUUGCGCCGGCAUCUUAUUCGCUGCUGCUGCUUUGGCUACUGUUCUUAGCCUAUGCUUGAGAUUCCAGAACAAGAAGCGGGACGAGAAGUAUGGUAAGAGUGACUUGGACUACGUUCCGGCUGAAGUUGCGGACAAGGGCGACGAUCAUCCCAUGUACAGAUAUGUGCUUUGA
This is a messenger RNA of Colletotrichum chrysophilum, 1056 nucleotides long. RefSeq lists its product as uncharacterized. Gene Ontology annotation, molecular function: transmembrane transporter activity. The transcript is spliced from 4 exons. Gene Ontology annotation, cellular component: membrane. The record is from RefSeq and is a predicted model, not a curated record. The coding region runs from base 1 to 1056 and encodes 351 amino acids. NCBI's taxonomy places the organism in Eukaryota, Fungi, Ascomycota, Sordariomycetes, Glomerellales, Glomerellaceae.